Auxenochlorella protothecoides is the source of this 549-nucleotide messenger RNA. RefSeq lists its product as hypothetical. Lineage: Eukaryota; Viridiplantae; Chlorophyta; Trebouxiophyceae; Chlorellales; Chlorellaceae. The coding region runs from base 1 to 549 and encodes 182 amino acids. The transcript is spliced from 3 exons. The record is from RefSeq and is a predicted model, not a curated record.
AUGAUCCUUCCUGCCACCCCUUGCCACUCCGCGUCCAGCAAUCGGAGCGGCAAGUUCAGCUUGGAGAAGUUGGCCCACUUUGCUGCCUUGUGCCGGGAGAAGAGCUCCCAGUUCCACCAUUAUGAGCUGGAGGCACAGCUGCUGGGGUAUUGCUGCCUGCGCAUGUGGAUGGACCUCACGCAGUCACCUGGGGGCCAGAAACGCUUCACGCAGUGGGUCUCAAACCUGACGCUGGAGGCCAGCAGCGAAAGGAAACGUUUCUGGAGGCACGGAGCGGCCCAGUAUGUGAGUCUGCAUGCCAUCGAGGCACUGCAUGGCUUGCUCCAGCUCCAGUCGCACCAGGAGACCUCGCUGCAGUCCUUUGUGGACCUGUUGCAGCGGGUGGGGGAGGACAAGCGGCUGAUGGAGCUGGCGGAGGCGGGGCAGGACGACUGGAUCCCGCUGGAGGUGGUCAGGGACUUUGCGGCGGGCCUGUACACCGGCUUCGCGGAGCUCAUGACCGAUGUGUGCCCGCCGGAAGAAAGCGUGGCCCUGACGCAUGCAUUGUGA